Molecule: messenger RNA, 603 nt
Organism: Nematocida parisii ERTm1
Lineage: Eukaryota; Fungi; Microsporidia
Exons: 1
Coding region: 8-547 (179 amino acids)
Biological process (GO): vesicle-mediated transport
Cellular component (GO): Golgi apparatus
Molecular function (GO): SNAP receptor activity
Source: RefSeq, a predicted model, not a curated record
UAUUUGGAUGGAGUGGGAGGAUGCAAUAGAAAGAAUCACAGAAAAAGCAAAUAAUAUUGAAAGUGCACUGUCGCACAGCACGCGCACAGAGACACUUGACGCUCUUCUUUUAGAGCUUAGGCAGGACUUGACUACAUACAAACACAUAAUUCAAAGCUCACCAAAUGGAGAAAGAACGCUAGCGCAGCUGAGCACUCGAGUGCAGGCACUUAACAGACGGGUUAACAUAAUGAAAAUGUCAUAUAAUGCAGAGAAUACGAGAGAAAAGCAUCGGAUGCCGGAUGAGGACUGUCAUAUAACCCGAAAUACAGACAAGCUCAACAAAUACAUAAAAAUUGCAUCGCACUCCCUUAGCUCAAUAGAGAAACAGCGUGGCAUUCUUAAAGGCAGCAGAAAAAAGCUAGAAGACGGCUUGCAGUACUUAGGGUUGUCUGAUAGAGUGAUAGACCAAAUAUCCAAUAGAUAUAUCACCGAUUACAGGAUAUUUAAAGCACUUACAGCUAUUUUUAUUCUUUUGUUCAUAUAUGUAUUCCUUCUUAGGAAGUAAUUUCAGGCUAUUUCAAGAUAUGCCCAAAAUGGCCUAAAGAAUAUAAAUAAAAGAAC